AUGUCGUUCACACACUCUCUCUCAUGCGCACUCCCGUGUGUGCCCCCCCCCCUGCAGUACGCCGACCCCAAGGCCCUGGCCCACGUCACGACGCCGGUGUUUGCAAUCAACGGCGACAAGGACCUCUUCUGCCCCGCAGCAGGAGCCUUCAAGACGAUCAACCUGUUUGGAGGGCCGCACCGCCGCUUCCUGUUCCUGGGCCCAGCCUACGGCACCACGCGCCACCACUACGGCCACUUCUGCCCCAUCAUCGGGCGGCACAUCAAGACAGAGGUAUUCCCACACAUAGAGGCCUUCAUGGCCGAGUUCGACUCAGCAGACACCGCAGACACAGCCGCGAUGAUCGCCACCAAGCACAAAUUCGGCUGCGCGGCGGCCGCGCCUGGGAACAGCGCGCCGGGCCCGCCGCAGCGCCUGCCGCUGGUGCCAGCAGCAGUCCAGGCAGUAGGAGCCAAAGACUGCGCUUGA
Messenger RNA from Monoraphidium neglectum, 468 nucleotides. RefSeq lists its product as hypothetical. Lineage: Eukaryota; Viridiplantae; Chlorophyta; Chlorophyceae; Sphaeropleales; Selenastraceae. The coding region runs from base 1 to 468 and encodes 155 amino acids. The record is from RefSeq and is a predicted model, not a curated record. The transcript has 2 exons.